AUGAAUCCUCCUUCACCACCUCUAUCAAUUGCCAAGAGGGCAGCCAACGUCUCCUGUGGCGCUGACCCAAGAAUGCCGGCCGGCGCUUGGGAUUCACAUCUUCACAUCAUGGACCCCGUGCGUUAUCCUCCAGUCGAAAACAUUCCCUACAAGCCCGCUGUUCAUAAUCUUUGGGAGAACGCGAUCUUUGAGAACAGCAUCGGGUGCGACCAUGUCUUCUUCGUUCAGACCGCAACGCAUGGAUAUGAUUUGACCCUCAUGAUGGACUCUAUGCGUGCGGUUGGGAAUCAACGAGCCCUAGGUCUUGCGUUGUUUGACCCACACACCACUUCACAUGAGCAUAUUCGCAGAUGGGAUAGCGAGGGUGUUCGCGCUGUACGCGUCAAUCUCGUGAGCUCAAGAGCCAGAUCAACAAAUUUCUUGCCCGCUCUUGGCGUGCGCGUUGUUUUUGAUCACUAUGGCGACCCAAGUCUUCCCAAGUCAACGGGUCCUGUGAACCCCUACGACAUCAAGGGCUUCCAAUCUCUGAUCCGCCUUUUGAAGACUGGGACGACUUGGGUCAAGAUAUCUGGCGCAUACCGCCUCAGCCAUCUUGAUUCUGAUGUCUGGGAGGAUCUCGACCCUGUCACGUUGGAGCUCUUUGAGCAAGCCCCGAAGCGAGUUGUGUUUGGCUCAGACUGGCCUCACACACGAUUUGAAGGUUUAGACGUUAGGCCUUGGGUGUCUCACUUGCUGGAUCUCACGGAAGGAAAGCAAUGGCUCCGGGAGAGACUCUUCAGGGAUAAUGCUUUGGAGCUUUGGGGAGUGAAUGAGACGCAGAGUACCUGUCAUGGAGACAGAUGA
Messenger RNA from Fusarium mangiferae, 843 nucleotides. RefSeq lists its product as uncharacterized. The record is from RefSeq and is a predicted model, not a curated record. Gene Ontology annotation, molecular function: hydrolase activity. The coding region runs from base 1 to 843 and encodes 280 amino acids. NCBI's taxonomy places the organism in Eukaryota, Fungi, Ascomycota, Sordariomycetes, Hypocreales, Nectriaceae. The transcript is spliced from 2 exons.